Nerophis ophidion (straightnose pipefish) is the source of this 9085-nucleotide messenger RNA. RefSeq names its product trichohyalin-like. NCBI's taxonomy places the organism in Eukaryota, Metazoa, Chordata, Actinopteri, Syngnathiformes, Syngnathidae. Bases 1333 to 8112 code for a protein of 2259 amino acids. The transcript has 35 exons. The record is from RefSeq and is a predicted model, not a curated record.
AGGGUUUGAAUUGGGGGUUGAAUCACCAAAAUGAUUCCUGGGCGUGGCUAACGCUACUGCUCACUGCUCCCCUCACCUCCCAGGUGGUGAACAAGGAGAUGGGUCAUAUGCAGAGGACACAUUUCACCACACCUAGUGUGUGUGUGACAAUCAUUGGUACUUUAACUUAAACUUUAACUUGACUUUCCUUUUUAAAAUGCUGGCACUUGCAACAUCCUUUGGCCACAUUGUGGGUUUUUUUGCAGCUGUAUUUAUUGGGGAAAAAAACAGACUGAGUCAUCAAUGCUUAGAUUCCUUCGUUUGGGGACUUCAUUCCUUGGAAUGGUAGGCAGGCAAACGGACUAAUUUAUUAUGUCGAAUGUUUGGCUGUACAAAAACCUGAGACGUUAUACAAAAUCACUUUUAUCAAAAAACAAAUCGAGGUACCACUGGACUGAAAAAUAUUUUGUCAUAAAAGAUCCAUAAAAAUACACCAUGUCAAAGUUGGUGUUGAUCAAAGGGAAGAUCUUGGAAGGUAUAUUGGUAUUUGUAUAAGAAGAGAAAUGCUCAAGCCACUUGUCCCUACAGUUUUGCUAUAUCCAAGGAAGACCUGUGCAUUGAAUAAGCAAGAUGAGAAUUUGACUCUUAUAUACUUCUGAAAUGUUGCAUUAAGUUCAUGAGGCGUAUUAGAGAUGUGUCAUGGUUUCUGUCACCGCCCAUCUGAUUCUGAAAAAACAGUUUGUGGGAAAGUGGAAUAUGCAAGAUUAACCUUUUGGUUGCAGAAUGGGUGUUCAUUUUUGGGGGACUCUGAAAUGCUAUUGAAUGGUUGGUGCGGCAGAGUACCAAUCCUAAUAAGUGUAACAACUUCUGAGGGCAUUCAAUCAAUCGCAACUGCGCUGUUUAGUUUGUCCGAAAAAGUGUUUUUCCUCAUCCGAACAGGGUUCAUCAGUCCAUGCUCCUUGGUCAGAUCUCGAUGUGACCAAUCAAAGUCUAUAAGCAUGAAGUCUGCUCGGAUGAGAGGCGAAACAUCUUCUAAUACAAACUGAACAGUCCAGUUGCAAUCAAUUGAAUGCCUUGUCAAUACAAUGACCUGGAAGAAUGAGAACAUCAAUAGACUUGUGUGAAAACCUUUGUACCUUACCUACCUAAAAAUAACUUAACAAUGGAAUAUCCUUUCUCAGAAUAGUAUUCUUAUGUUGACUGAAACAACCUUGCUUGACUCACCAUUUUUUAAAUACUUCUUACAUCAGCCUCGAUGAAUUUGACAGUCUUGGUGAAAAAUGCCAACAGUCAUCUAAAUACGUCCAGACUCCUUUGUCGAGUUCUUUUAGACGUUCAGGAGCUAUAAAGGACAUGCGAGUAAAGAAGCCUAACAAGACGUCUGGUGCUCUCUUUGUCAGUGGCUUCUUCAGUGUUAUAGAACCUGGGGAUGAAGAAGUAGGCUGUUUUACUCAGCCCAACUCUGAUUAUGCAAAAGGCAUAGGCAUCUGUAAAAAGCUAUUGUCAGAGAAUUCUACUACCUUUGAGAGUGUUCCGGAGAUGGAUGUGAAAAAAGGAAAGGAUAAGAAACCUGAAUUGACCAAAAGCCAACACAGCCAUGAUAUUGAUGAUACGUGGGACUCUGAGCAGGAUAAAGAGGAAGAGGAAACUGUCAGACCAACAGGACUGCUGGCAAAGAUUCUGUACAGCAACAAGUCUGACUGCUGGGACAGUCAGGAGGACGAGAACGCCAACGCCGUCAAGAGCUCAGUUGAGUAUGCAGACAAAUCUGUUGGUGACGACACUUAUCGAGUAGAUCAAGUGCAUAAACACACUCAAUGCAAAGGUGCUGUGUUGCACUCGGGAGCAGAACAAGACAAGGACAAAGAGGAGCGUAUUAACAAAACACAGGAGGUGAAUGACAAUGAAAGGAAUGAUGAAGAGAACAAGGCUGCUGAGAGCCAAGAUGUGUAUGGGGACAAAUCAGAAGACAAUCUGGUGGAUCAGGGGCAAGAACACAUCGAGCACCCUGAUAAUGUAUCGGACAAAGAAUCUCUCAACAAAAUGUACAGUAUUGUACAGCAGAUCAUCCUUCUCAUCAUUGAACAAGUUACACUACAGUCACAGGAUACAACUGACAGUACUGAGAGUUCAUCAGAUGAAACCACUGAGACAGAAACGUCAUCAGACACUACUGAGACAACAGCGCAACAGGAAACAACUACCACUGAGUUAAGUCCAUUGACCGAGACGACACAGUCACCUGAAAGCCGAAGUACUGAUUUACAAGACCAACAGGCACCGUCAGACUUUGAGUACACAGAGAAUUCUGCUGUCUUUGACAGAAAGCAGUGGAUGGAUGUCAAACAAGAGAAGGCUGCCAAAUGCCAAGACAUCCAGAGCACAGAUGCCGUAUUGGACUCAGUAGAUGAACAGAACAGGGACAAAGAAGAAUCUAUCAAUAAACCUAGGUUAAAAGUGCCCUGCAAGAGAAAACAUCUUUCUCGAGACCACAGAGACAGUGAUUCAUAUCUUUCAGGAGAAGAAGAAAUGUUCAACAAAACUUAUACUAGAACGGCACAGCAACAGGUACCGUCAAACUAUGUGAACACUGAAAGUUAUGGUUACCGCGAAUCUCAGCAGGAGAUAGGUGUCAAGGAGGAUGAAGAAGAGGCUGUAAAUAGCCAAGAAUCCAUUUGUGAUGACACCAAAAGUUUUCCGGUUGUUGAGGACCAUGAGGAAGAAGAACCUUUCAAAAAACCAAAGCUUUCUGGAGGAUUUAAGGACUCCAACUAUUUUGUUUACUUUGACAGUCAUCUGGCGAUAGAUUUCCACAGACAAGGAAAGGAUGAGCAUGAGGAUUCCGAGGGUACCAAAAGCCAAGAUGAGCCUGGACACGGCUCCUUUUGUAAGGAACCCAUCCAGGGCACGGAUGGUGCUAUGGGCUCAGAAGCCAAACAGGUCAAGGAAGAAGAGAGGCCUUCCAAACAAUUUGGGGAAUUGACCUGUUCUCAUGGCCACAAUACCAAAUCGCCAAAUCAACAGACACAUGUGUUUAUGGACUGCCACACUUGUGUUUGCCCUGACAAUCAGCAUGCAUGCCUUGCAGUCCAUGUCAAAGUGAAGGAUGAGGGGAAUGUGGCUGCCAAGAGCCGUGAUAAAGAGGAGCCAAGUAAAGCACAUGGAGAAAAGGCACUUUCUGGGGAAAUCAGCAGUAAAUCACCAAAGAAAAGUGAAUUACCAGACAAACAGCUGUUGGGAGAGGUAUUGGAAUCCAGCAAUUCUGCUUCUGAAUUGGACUCAGAUUGUAAAGAAGGGGAGGAUAAUGACACUGAAACUUCCAAAAGCCAAGAUGACUCGGUACAUGACCCUUCAAGUGACGAUGUCCAAGUGGAUCAGGAGCAUGAACGCUUUCAGCGCGCUGAUGCUGUUGAGGACAUGGAAGCUAAAGAAGACAUGGCCAAAGACGGGCCUAUCCAAAACCUUGGAGAUCUUUUUAUCAGUGGAUUCUUGAGUGUCAUAAGCACCAGGCAAGAAGAAUCCGUAUCUCAUACUCCACCAAACCCGCUGUUGAAAAGGAUUUUGGGGCCGUUUUUGGAAUCCAGCAAUUCUGCUUCUGAGUUGGAGUCAGAUGACAAAGACGGGGAGGAUAAUGACACAGAGGCUUCCAAUUGCCAAGAUGACUCAGUAGAGGACCCUUCAAGUGACAAUGGGCAUGAACGAUUGAAGCGCAAUGUAGAGGACCUAAAAACCAAACUGGGCAAGGACAAAAAGGAGCUGAUCCAAACGCUUACAGGUUUAAGAGAUCGUGAUGCAGAUCCAACAGAGAUGGCAGGAAUGCAGGAGGUAUUGGGACAAGACAAGGUGGACGAGAAUCUAGUGAAAACACCACGGUUGUUUGUAGAUAUUCCAGAUUGGGAAACUGGACUGGAAAGGGAUUUUAAAGAUGAAGAUGACUUUGAGAAGCCUCAUACUUCCAAGAGCCUACAUGACUGUGGGCGUUACUAUUCUGGUGAAAUUUUGAGCAGUGUCCAGGUGGAUCAGUUGUUUGAACACAGUCAGUGUACUGCUAGUGGGGUCUCUGACGUCAACCAGGACGAGGAACAGCCUAUCAAAACACCCGGAUCACAACCACACACCUUUGGAGCUCCCACUGUUGCCACUGAUGAGUUGCCGAGGUAUCCAUGUCAUCCACCUCUCUUGAUUAAGGUACAGACAGAGCUGUUAUUGGGGCAUGGGAGAAUGCAUUUCUGCCAGGAAGCUCUGAAGAAACAAGAGGAUGGAAAAGAGGAUAAUUUAAACAGCGAGAAGAAGGCAAGAAUGUGUCUGCUCCAGGAAAAGCUACAGAGAGAGGAACAGGAGGAAGAGGAACAGUUAGUAAAGGAAAAGGAGAAAAGAAUACGUUUGCGUCAGCAAGAGCUAAAGAAAGAAGAGGAGAGGGAAAUGGAAUUGUUAAAAAGGGAAAAAGAGAAGAGAACACAUCUUCUACGGGAGAGGCUGAAGAGAGAGGAAGAGGAAGAAGCGCAGCAGUUAAUGAUGGCGAAGGGAAAGAGAAUCUGUGUCCUCCAGGAGCGGCUAGGUGAAGAAAAAGACGAAAAGUUGAAAACACUUUAUGAUGAGAACCUGAGAAGGAUAGAUGGCAGCAAAACAUUGAACACAUAUAUUGAAACCAGAGCACAUCGUAGACAGGAGGAAGAAGAUAAGGAAGAACAGUUGAAAAGUGACCAAGAGGAACUCAGUACGGAGGAAGAAAAUGAUGCUGAAGAAAUAAAAAGGGAAAAAAAGUCAAGAGCACACAUAUUCCAAGAGGAGUUCUCUAGUGAGGAAGAAGAAGAGGAUGAGAUGUUGAAGAAGGAUAAAGACAUCCAAAGUCAGGAACAGCUCAGCAGUGAGGAAGAGGAGGUGGGACAAUUGAAGGUGGAAAAAGAGAGAAGAACUAGCUUCUGCCUGGAAAAGCUGGAGACAGAGGAAGAGGUAGCACGGUUAAAGAGAGACAUUUUCAAGAGAAAAAGUCUCCUCCUGGCAGAGCUUUGUGCAGACUUUAAGAAAGAGCUGCAAUUGAGAAUACAAUUCUCCCACGACGAGCUGAUAAGGGAGGAAGAAGAGGAGCUUGAGAAAUUGAAGAGGGAAAAGGAAAGAAGAACGCAUCAACAAAAAGAGAAGCUGUUGAGGGAAGAAGAGGAUGAGGUAGCACAAUUAAAGAAGGAGAAAGAGAGAAGAAUUUGUUGCUGCCGCAAAGUGCUCAGAAGACAUGAAGAGGUAGAAGUGGAGCAACUUAAGCAGGAAAAAGAGACAAGAAUGCGACACCACCUGCAACAGCUUGACAGAGAGGAGGAGAGUUUCUUGAAGAACGACAAGCACAUGAGAAAAAAUCUCCAAAAGGAGCCUAGUAGGCUGGCAGAAGAGGCUGAGAGAUCAAAUAGGCAAAAAGACCUGACAGGUCUUCGCCAACAAUUACAUCCGAAAAAAGAAGAAGAGGAGGAUGAGCAGUUGAGCAACGCAACUACAACAUGGCUUUGGCAGGAGGAACUAAGGAGAGAAGAAGAAGAGGAUGAAAGGAGAAACUUUAACUUACGACGAGACAGACUUCUCAGAGAGGAGGAUUUGGAUCUGCUAAAUAAGGAGAAAGACAGGAGAAUGAGUCUUUACCAGGAGAGGCUGAGGAGAGAAGAAGAGGAGGAGUUGGAGUUUUUGAAGAGAGAAAGUGUGGCCAAAGUUCAUUAUCACAAGGAAGCACUGAACAGAGAGGAAGAAAAAGAGAUAAAGCAGUUAAAGACAGAAAAGGAAGAAAGAAUACGGGUUUUCCAAGAAGAGUUGAGGAGAGAGGAAGCCAAUGAAAGGGAACGAUUAAAGAGGGUAAGGGAAAGGAAAUCGUCACCUGGCCGGGAGGAAAAAGGUAACAAGCAGUUAACAAGGGAAGAGACAAAACUGAAGCCCCAUGGAAUGGAUCCGGGAAUAGAAGAAGAGGAGGCGAUGCGGUUAAUGAGAGAGGAGAUGCUCUGCCAUGAAGACUCUAGGAGAGAAGAGGAAGAGGAAUUAGAGGUCUUGAAGAUGGAUAUUAUAAGAAGGUGGCUGCAACAAGAGAAGGGGGGAGAAAAGCUCGAGCAGGAUGUUUUCAAGAAGGAGGUUAAGGCAAGAACACAGCUCAUCCAGGACGGGCUAAGUAAAGAGGAUGAGGGGCUGAAAAGGGAGAAUGAGAAAAUAAUGUAUAGCUGGCAAAAGGAACUGAGUUCAGAGGAAGAAGAGGAGCCAGUAGAUUUAAAGUGGGAAGGGGAGAAGAAAAGAAGCCUGCUACCACAGGAAGCAGUGCUUUUAAUAAAGAAAGAGGAAAUUACAGAACAAUUACCGACGGCUAAGACAUGUGGAACACAUUUCCGCCAAGAACUGAAAGAGGAAAUGGAUGAAGCAAACCGGUUUAAUAAGAAAAAAGAAAAAGGCAUCUAUCACUGGCCUCAGGAGCUCGAAGGGGAGGAUGAGGAGCAAGUGGCGAGGGAUGUGAAAGUUUUAGCAAGGGAAAAGGAAAUAAUAAUUCAUUCUGGCUCAGAAGAGUUGAAGAGAGAAGAAGUGAAGCAGUCAGAGAGGGAACAAAAGAGUAGACUCUGCAUCCACCUGGAAGAGCUGAGAAGAGAAGAAAAAAAUGAGGCAGAUGAAUUGAAGAAAGAAAAGGAAAAGAGAAUACGUCGUCUCCUGGAAGAACUGAGGGAAGAGGAAGAGGAGGAGGCUGAGAGGUUAAAGAAGGACAAAGAAAAGAGAAUGCGCCUCCUCCGAGAGCAGCUGAGGAGAGAAGAGCAGGGAGAGCGAUUGAAAAGAGAAAAUGAAAGAAGAAUACGGCUUCAGCAAGAGGAACUUAUUGGACAGGAAGAGGAGGAGUGGUAUAGGAUGGACAAGGAGGAACAAAUGCGACUCUACCUGGAAAAACUAAGAAAAGAGGAAGAAGAGACAGGAGAGCAAUUGAAGAUUAAAAAGGAGAAAACAAUGCAGAAUUACCACGAAGAGCUGAGGAGAGAGGAAAGGAUGCAGGUGGAACAACUACAGAAGGAAAAAGAGAAGCGGAUAGGUCUUCUCCUGGAGGAGCUUAAGAGACAAGACGAGCAACAAUGUAAAAAGGAAAAGGAAAAUAAAUUGCAUGACUGCCGGGAAAUGCUGCUGAAAGAGGAAAAUGAUGCCGUGGAAAUCUUUAAAAGGGAGAAAGAGAAGAGAAUUAAUUGCUGUCAGGAGGAAUUGAAGCGAGAGGAAGAGGAGGAAGAAGAGCGGUUGAACAAAGAAAAAGAAAAUAGAAUACGCCUUCUUCAGGAUAAGCUGAAGGAAGAGACAGAAGAGUUGAUGGUAAGAUUGAACAAUGAGAAGGAGCAUAGAAUGCGUCUUCGACAAAUAGAUCAGAAGGGAGAAAACGAUGAGAAGAAACUGAAGACUGAAUACAAAGAAAGGCUGAGGUCUCUGCGACAGUGUAUUCUGGCCAAGAAAAGAGAAGAGGAAGAACUGUUGAACAAGUUAUCUGGCCAGAAAGAAUUACGUCACUCUGUACUGAAGGAUCGAGAAGAAAAAGAAAUUAGGCUCAGAGAGGACCGAGAAAAUGUUCUCAGAGAGAUUUGCCUUGCGCUAGAAGAAGAACGGCUGGUCAAACAUGGUAUGAUAAAAGGUCAAAGAAGGCCGUACUUUGAGGAUCUGAGGUCAGAGUCAGACGAGGAACUGCAAGUACUGAAAACCAGACUACGUGAAGAGCGAAAAGAGGGCCUGAAAUUUUUAUCACAGGAGGCACGAGAGAUUAUGCUGGGUCCGAGCUUCUGCAGCUCUUUUGAUCCACUGGGUGGAACAGCUUUGGGGUCCCAACAUCACAUAUUAGGUGGUUUGGGACCAAUUCAUGUGAACACCUCCCAUUUUUCAUCCUUGAACCCAACUCUGUCUCUUGCUCUCUCAAUGCCCGCCUCUGCCAAUUGCCUUGCUUAUAGACCCAUGCAUCCCUCAUUGAGUACUCCCGAGCAUCUUCCCGGACCCGUAAGAACAGCUGCUUGUAUGGACCCGUUAAUCUCUGCUCCCUACAUAGCAAAUCCUCUGGGGUACUGUGAUCAGCUGAGCCUAAAUAACUUCAAUGAGAUCACAGUUCAUCGAUUCCAAAAACAAAGCGCAAACUGGAUUCCUUUUUUAUCCAUAUAAGAAAAUGAGCUACAGUAUAUGAAUGAAUAGGGUUCAAACAGCGUAGACAUUUUGUCCUAAAGAACUGCAGUAGUCUUGUAUAGCCCGUUGGAUAUUACUUGCAAAAAAGUUUACCAUUACUGAAUCUGCAUGGUUCAGAGAAUUAGUCAAAAGCUCCUCUCCAGCACAUCCUCUGAUUUGUGUUUCUAAUUGAAGAUUCACGUCUGUCAGUCUAUUGGACAGGUCAACCAAAAAUUGAGCGUUUUGGCAUUGAUGCUGAUUAUGACCCCAACGACGCCUUCCUACAACUACAUUCAUUUUUGGGGCUUUUUUGUGCUGUGGAUAGAGGAAGUCUUGACUGUAUUGAAAGACCAACAAAAAGGCCCAUGAACGGUAGAUUGAACGUCUUGGCUUUAACACUGAAGAUGGCUAAUCUUUAAGCUUGACAAUGGACAACAACAAAGGGCUGACUCAAAAUGAAGAACAUUGUGAUGCUGGAGUGGCCGACCAGCCUCCAAACCUUAAUCCUGUGAAACGAUUGUGGAAGGAUUUGAAACUGGAAAGUGACAGCCCCGUUGAAGCAUUCAGGAUGCGAAGGAUAUCUGUAAGAGUGGACCAAAAUCCCUCCUUAGAUAUGCUUAAACCUGUUGACUUUACAAAAAAGGUUUGACCUCUGUGUUUGCCAAAUCUUUGCUUAACUACCAAAUAUUUAUAAUCACUAAAUACAAAUUAUUACAUAUAUUUUUUUAAACUUUGUUUUAAUGAUUUCCCAGAUUUUUUUCAUAUAUAUUUGUAUUAACUUUAUUUUUAUAUAUAUAUUUUUUUCAGUGUUAAAAUCUUUUAUAAAAUUGUUUUUUAAUUUAAUUUGUGAUUAAUUAUUGAUCAUGAUUAUAAUUGGAAUACAACACAGUAUACCAAUUCUAGACAAACAAGAAAGACCAAAAGCCUAUUGUGAAAAAUUAAAUACAGUGAUACCUCAGUUUUGUACAUCCUA